AUGGCUUUCGAAUCAUCGGUCUUGGGUCACCAUGUCUUCAGUUCGGGUUUCAAAUUGUCUUACCCCGUGCAUGAGAAUCGCACAAAGAGAAUCCCAAUGAAGGUUUUGGGUACAAACAGUAGAUACUUAUUUCCUAUUGUGUCGAAUUGUGUUGGUCCUUUCAGUUCUACAAGCUUUAAGAGUUCAAGUUAUGUAAACAAUUUCAAGCUAGUUGGUGGAACUAGCUUGAAGAUGAGGUGUCUUGGUAGUGAUAGUGAUUGUUUGCGAGAGAAAAAUGUUCAGGUUGAUUCCAAUUUUAAUGCUAAUUUGAAGUUUAUAGAUGAGUUUUUGGUGAAGAGAGGGAUUGUUUUGGCGGCUACUGUUUGUGGGGUGUUGGUGUUUGGAUGUCCGCAAGUUUUCGCUGCGGAAGGUGUGGUGAAAGCUGGAUAUGGUGUUAUUGGGAAGAGCAUACUUUUGCUUGAGAGUACUUGGCCAACUGUUUUGCAAGUUCUUCGUUUGUUUAAGGAGCAAGGGUUGUUGUUGGCUUUGCUUUUAGGUCUUUCCGCGUUUUUCUCUCUGGCGGAAACAUCAAUUACUACACUUUGGCCUUGGAAGGUUCGUGAGUUGGCUGAAAAAGAGACUGAAAAUGGCGUCUUCAGACUACUCCGAAGUGAUGUUACUCGAUUCCUAACGACCAUACUUAUCGGCACAACUGUGGUAAAUAUUGCAGCGACUGCUCUGGUCACAGAAGCUGCAACUGCAGUAUUUGGUGAAGCUGGUGUUAGUGCAGCAACAGGAGUGAUGACUGUUGCCAUUUUGCUUCUCACUGAAAUCACUCCAAAAAGCAUUGCGGUUCACAAUGCCACAGAGGUGGCUCGGUUUGUGGUCAGGCCAGUGGCAUGGCUUUCUCUGGUACUGUAUCCCGUUGGAAGGAUUGUUACCUUUCUUUCAAUGGGGAUGCUUAAAUUGCUUGGCUUAAAAGGAAGUAGUGAGCCAUAUGUAACCGAAGAGGAACUAAAACUGAUGCUGAGGGGUGCAGAAUUAAGUGGGGCAAUAGAAGAGGAAGAACAGGAUAUGAUUGAAAAUGUGUUGGAGAUAAAAGACACACAUGUCAGAGAGGUUAUGACACCUCUUGUUGAUGUUGUCGCAAUCGAUGCAAGUUCAAGCCUUGUAGAUUUUCAUCACUUGUGGGUCACACAUCAAUACUCAAGGGUACCUGUUUUUGAGCAACGUGUUGAUAAUAUUAUGGGUAUAGCAUAUGCGAUGGAUCUACUCGAUUAUGUUCAAAAGGGCGAGACUCUAGAAAGUAUUACAGUUGGAGAUAUGGCUCACAAGCCUGCAUAUUUUGUACCCGAUUCAAUGUCUGUUUGGAAUCUUCUUAGAGAAUUUCGAAUCAGGAAGGUUCACAUGGCCGUCGUUCUUAACGAGUAUGGUGGAACUGUUGGGCUUGUAACACUUGAAGACGUCGUUGAAGAAAUUGUUGGUGAAAUCUUUGAUGAAAAUGACUCAAAGGAAGAAAUACAGAAAAAAACUGGUUACAUAGUAAUGCGAGCUGAGGGUGUGUUUGAUGUUGAUGCUAACACAUCCAUUGAUCAACUCUCUGAAGAUUUGACCAUCAAGAUGCCAGAGGGUCACCAAUAUGAGACAGUAUCUGGCUUUGUAUGUGAAGCCUUUGGAUAUAUUCCUAGGACAGGAGAGACCAUAAAGAUAGUUCUUGAAAGAGAUGAUGAAGAUGAUGACGAUGAUUCCAAUGGUGACCACCAGGAACCGAAAGAGAAGAAACAUAUUUUCAAACUCGAGAUACUAGCAGGAAAUGCGAGAAAGGUGAGCGCUGUUCGGUUUGAAAGGCUUAAUAAUGGCGACGAAAUGUUGGAGACGAAAGAAGUAACACGAAUGUUCCCAAAAAUUGUAAAAAGAAAAUGGAAUACCGGCGAGGAAUCUGAAGAUGAUGCGGAAUAUGAUGGAUAUGCAUUUCCAAAGAGACGAGAGGAAGACAUUUCUAAUGAAUAUGUAGUUGAUCAGGAAAAUUCUCAUAGGAAUUAA
Molecule: messenger RNA, 2022 nt
Organism: Lathyrus sativus (Indian pea)
Lineage: Eukaryota; Viridiplantae; Streptophyta; Magnoliopsida; Fabales; Fabaceae
Source: the annotation of a GenBank genome assembly